AUGCAGAAAAUCGGAGAAGAUGUAACUAACUACGCAAAUAGGAUUGAGCAACUCCAAACACUUAUCAUAGAGCAAGAGACCAGUGGGCACAGUUGGGAGGUAGCUCAAGCGCUAGGAGCGAGUAUCAAGAAGCAAAGCAUCCAAGUAUUCGUAGAGGGACUAAGACCUCUAAAAGACUUCAUCAAGGCCAGGAAUCCGCUAACGUUAGACAAGGCCAUACACGCAGCAAGGGAAGAAAAACAGGUCAGAAACUCACAAGAAUCGACAAAGAAGUUAUAUGGAGAGCCACACCAAUCCACGAAGAAACCGACUUGUUUUCACUGUAAUAAAGUUGGUCAUAUGGCAAAGGAUUGCAGGAGCAAACCGACAACGACAAACUCAAGACCUUCUUCCACAACGGCACCAAUUAGAAGCAUCGAAUGCAAAUAUUGUAAAAAGCCAGGACACCUGCUGAAAGAUUGCCGAAAAAGGAAUUAUGUAAACUCUAAAAAGGAAGGCAACCAGCAGGAAAACCAGCAGCAAUCGGCCGCCAGUGGUGGGCGCCCGGUGAGCGAGUUAAAAAACACCGGCAACGACAAAUCCUCUACUUCAAAGAAGAAUUAA
Molecule: messenger RNA, 603 nt
Organism: Macrosiphum euphorbiae (potato aphid)
Lineage: Eukaryota; Metazoa; Arthropoda; Insecta; Hemiptera; Aphididae
Source: the annotation of a GenBank genome assembly